Pseudozyma flocculosa PF-1 is the source of this 2136-nucleotide messenger RNA. RefSeq lists its product as uncharacterized. The transcript has 3 exons. Bases 1 to 2136 code for a protein of 711 amino acids. NCBI's taxonomy places the organism in Eukaryota, Fungi, Basidiomycota, Ustilaginomycetes, Ustilaginales, Ustilaginaceae. Gene Ontology annotation, biological process: COPII-coated vesicle budding; intracellular protein transport; endoplasmic reticulum to Golgi vesicle-mediated transport. Gene Ontology annotation, molecular function: GTPase activator activity; zinc ion binding. The record is from RefSeq and is a predicted model, not a curated record. Gene Ontology annotation, cellular component: COPII vesicle coat; endoplasmic reticulum exit site.
AUGAACGUCGACGACGUCGAGGACCGCGAUGGUGUCCGCCUCUCGUGGAACGUCUGGCCUUCGUCGCGCAUCGAGGCUACCAGGACCGUGGUGCCCAUCAGCGCUCUCUACACGCCCCUCAAGGAGAGAGAGGACCUGCCGCCCGUCCUGUACGAGCCCGUCACCUGCAAGCCGCCAUGCCGCGCCGUCCUGAACCCCUACUGCCAAAUCGACGUUCGAGGCAAGCUCUGGAUCUGCCCCUUCUGCCUCUCGCGCAACGCCUUCCCUCCGCACUACAAAGACAUCAGCAACACCAAUCUGCCGGCCGAACUGCUCCCCAAGUACACCACCAUCGAGUACACGCUGAGCCGUGCCGCCCAGAUCCCGCCCAUCUUCCUCUACGUCGUCGACACGUGCAUGGACGAUGACGACCUCAAGGCGCUGCGCGAGGCGCUUGUCGUCAGCCUCAGCCUGCUGCCGCCAAACGCCCUGGUCGGCCUCAUCACUUAUGGCACCAUGGCCCAGGUGCACGAGCUCGGCUACGAGGCCUGCCCCAAGAGCUACUGCGAGUUCCAGCUGACCCAGAUCCUCGAGCAGCUGCAAAAGGACCCCUGGCCGGUGGCCAACGACAAGCGAAGCCAGCGGUGCACGGGCGUCGCGCUCGGCGUCGCCGUCGGCAUGCUUGAGACGACCUUCCCCAACACGGGCGCCCGCAUCAUGCUCUUCUGCGGUGGCCCGCCCACCGAGGGCCCCGGCAUGGUCGUCUCGACCGAGCUGCGCGAGCGUAUCCGCUCCCACCACGACAUUGACAAAGACACGGCCAAGUACUACAAGCGCGCCAUCAAGUUCUACGACGCCAUGGCCAAGCGCGCCGCCGGCAACGGCCACACGAUCGAUGUCUUUGCCGGCUGCCUCGACCAGGUCGGCCUGCUCGAGAUGAAGGGCCUCAGCAACCUCACGAAUGGCCACAUGAUCUUGGCCGACUCGUUCCAGAUGGGCAUCUUCAAGCAGAGCUUCAACCGCAUCUUUACCAAGGACGACCAGGGGCACCUGCAGAUGGGCUUCAACGCCACGCUCGACGUGCAGUGCACCAAGGAGCUCAAGGUGUCGGGCCUCAUUGGCCACGCCGUGUCGGCCAACAAGAAGUCGGGCUGCGUCGGCGAGACCGAGAUCGGCAUCGGCCAGACGUCGGCGUGGAAGAUGUGCUCGCUGACGCCCAAGACGUCGGCGGGCAUCUACUUUGAGGUGGUGACGCCGCCGGGGCAGCCGCUGCAGCCGGGCUCGCGCGGCCUGAUCCAGUUUGUGACGCACUACCAGCACGCGUCGGGCCAGUACCGGCUGCGGGUGACGACCAUCGCGCGCAACUUUGCCGAGGGCGGCUCGCAGCAGAUUGCCGCCUCGUUCGACCAGGAGGCGGCGGCGGUGCUGAUGGCGAGGAUCGCCGUCUUCAAGGCCGAGAUCGACGACAGCCCGGACGUGCUGCGCUGGCUCGACCGGAUGCUGAUCCGCCUCUGCCAGAAGUUUGCCGACUACCGCAAGGACGACCCCACCAGCUUCCGGCUGGGCGAAAACUUCAGCAUCUACCCGCAGUUCAUGUUCCACCUCCGACGCAGCCAGUUCCUCCAGGUCUUCAACAACUCGCCCGACGAGACGGCCUUCUACCGCCACGUGCUCAACAGCGAGGACGUCAACAACUCGCUCAUCAUGAUCCAGCCGACGCUCAUGUCGUACGGCUUCGACGCGCCGCCGCAGCCCGUGCUGCUCGACUCGGUGUCGAUCCGGCCGGACGUGGUGCUGCUGCUCGACACCUUCUUCCACAUCCUCAUCUUCCACGGCGAGACGGUGGCCCAGUGGCGCAAGGCGGGCUACCAGGAUCAGGAGGGCUACGAAAACUUCAAGGAGAUCCUCGAGAACCCCAAGGCCGACGCCCAGGACCUGCUGGCCGACCGCUUCCCCAUCCCGCGCUACAUUGUGUGCGACCAGAAUGGCUCGCAGGCGCGCUUCCUCCUCUCCAAGCUCAACCCGUCGACGACGCACAUGUCGGGCGGCGUCUACGGCGCGGGCGCCAACGGUGCGGCCAUCUUUACCGACGACGUCAGCCUGCAGGUGUUUAUGGAGCACCUCAAGCGUCUCGCCGUCGGUGCCAGCAGCAGCUAG